AUGAAAACCAAACUUGGUCAAAUUCCAUCAGAAGUCAAUGAGAGUCCUGCUGAAUUCCCACUGAUUGCUGAUAAAUUUCUGCCAUGCGAUGAAAAAGAGUUGAAUGAAACCAAAAAUUCUCAAUUUUAUUUCACUAAUACCAAUAUAAACUAUAUAACGGAUAAUUUAAUAUCAAAUUCACAAACACCUUCAGCCUUUACUGAAGUAAUUGGAAAAACUAUCAAAGAUGAUGAUGAUGAUAAUAAUAGUAAUAAUAAAAAUAAUUUUAAUGUGGAGACAAUGUUAAAUUUUCUGCCAAGAAUAGAUACUGUAAAUAAUUCAUUUGGUGUUAAGUCAAAUGUUACUUCUGACAACAUGACUAUCACCGGGAGUAGUAGUAGUAAUAAUAAUAAAAAUUGUUUACUGAAUAUAUCUUCUACAUGGACGUCGAAUUGCACAACUUUAACUUCACCAGUUCACUCUUUCUGCUCAUCGUCAUCUUCAUCUCCAUCACUGUCAUCCACAUGCCUUGUAUCAUCUUCAUCACCACCGUUAGGUAUUUCUGGAAGUUAUUCUAAACUGAUACUGACGUCAAAAAACAACACUCCUACUUCGAUUGAUAAUGGGUCUUCUUUUAAUAGUAGAGUAUCUAAACAAGUUGAACAAGGUCAUAUUUUAAACAAAAUAGAAAUGCCAAUAUUAACUCAUUUCUUUGAGAAUCAUGAUAAUAAAUAUAAUGGAAAAUUUAUAUCAGUUGAUAAACAACAGUCUUUUAAUGACAAUAUAAAAUCUCAAGUACUCAUUGAUAUUUCCGUUAAAAACUCAAAUUUAUUGAAAAAUGGAAAAUUAGAACAGUUUAAAUCAGGAAAAGCACAAAAGUCAACUAAAAGGCUGGACAAUGAACGUUUAUUGUCUACAGAUAAAUUGCAUGGAAGAUUAGAAAAGACUACGGGAAAAAUGAAACGGAUACGUACAUCAUUUAAGCAUCAACAAUUGAGAAUAAUGAAAUCCUAUUUUGAAUUUAGUCAUAAUCCAGAUUCUAAAGAUUUAAAACAGUUAUCACAAAAAACUGGACUAUCUAAACGUGUUUUACAGGUAUGGUUUCAGAAUGCACGUGCUAAAUUUCGUCGUAAUACUAAUAGCCAAGUGUAUGUGGAAAAUUCUAAAUCAAACGAUUCUAUUCCAGUGGUUCAGUAUACAACGUCAACAACAACCACAACAACACCACCACCACCACCACUGAAUAUGAAUCUUACCAAUGAAUCAACUUGUCAAAAUAUCACAGAUCCUAAAUUCUAUACUGGUUUAGGUGCAUAUAAUUAUGAAGAGGAGAAAGCAGAUAGUAUUUAUCCUAAACCAGUCACUUCAGAUUAUGAUAUUUUCUUGUCUACUUCAUCAAAUCAUCAAAAUAAUACACGAUUAGCCAAUAAUUUUUCUUCUCAUGAUGACAAUAAACAUGAUAUAAUUUGUUUAACGUCAGAUUUACCAAAUUAUGGUGAUAAUUUAUCCCAGCCUGUUCGGUGA
Messenger RNA from Trichobilharzia regenti, 1503 nucleotides. The record is from the annotation of a GenBank genome assembly. NCBI's taxonomy places the organism in Eukaryota, Metazoa, Platyhelminthes, Trematoda, Strigeidida, Schistosomatidae.